This is a messenger RNA of Drosophila serrata, 1355 nucleotides long. RefSeq names its product zinc carboxypeptidase. Gene Ontology annotation, biological process: proteolysis. Lineage: Eukaryota; Metazoa; Arthropoda; Insecta; Diptera; Drosophilidae. The record is from RefSeq and is a predicted model, not a curated record. Gene Ontology annotation, molecular function: metallocarboxypeptidase activity; zinc ion binding.
ACCUCCAUAUACAAUGAGACUACUUAUCCUCCUGAUUGGUCUUUUGACCGUGGGCCUGGUGGCGGGAAAAUCCGCUCCAGGACGCAUGGCUGUGCGCUAUGACAACUUUAAGGUCUACCAGGUGACCAUAGAAACCGAUCUUCAGAUGGAGGAGCUUCGGAAGAUUCAAGAGCACAUCACUGUGCACUUUCUCAACGAGCUCGCUGGCCCUGGACGUACAUACAACCUCAUAGUAGGGCCUCUGUUCCAGAGAUCACUGGAAAAUACCCUCAACUUCCUGGAGAUUGCUUAUCAAGUGAUUGUUGAGGAUCUGCAGAAACUGCUGGAUGAGGCCUCUGUCGGCGAUGAUUCCCACAUGGAGUGGGAGACAUACCACACCCUGGAUACCAUCUACGACUGGGUGGAUCAGCAGUGCGCUGCCCACGAUUACCUGGAGUGCAAAGUGAUUGGCAAAUCGCACGAGGGUCGCGACAUCAAGAGCGUAAGGCUGUCUAAGCGAUCGGGCAACAAGGCCAUCCUUCUGGAGGGCAACAUCCAUGCCAUGGAGUGGAUUUCCUCCGCCACCGUCACCUUCCUGCUGAACCAGCUUAUUAACUCCGAAGAUCCGGAGCUGCAGCGCCUGAGCGAGGAGUACGACUGGAUUGUGGUGCCGAUGGUGAAUCCGGAUGGCUUUGUCUACACCCACGAGGUGGAGCGUCUGUGGCGUAAGAACCGUCGUCCGAAUGGCCACAUGAAUACUACGGGAGCUUGCUAUGGAAUCGACAUGAACCGGAACUUUGACUACCAUUGGGGCGGUGCUGGCUGGAAUAUCGAUGAGCCCUGCGAUCACUGGUUCGGCGGGGAGGAGCCCAACACCGAGGUAGAGAUCCUAUCCCUGCAGGACUUUGUUAGCUCUUUCGAUGAUGGAUAUAUCCGCUCGUAUAUGGCUUUCCAUGCGUAUGGACAAUAUGUCCUGCUGCCCUAUGGACACACGAACACCGAGUUCCCACCGAACUACGAACAGAUGAAACGCAUAGCCGCCGCUUUCUCGGAUGCGGCUGCCGAAGUCUAUGGUUCUACUUUUACCUAUGGAGCUAGCGGUCUAUUGAACUAUGUCGUUUCUGGAGCUGCCAAGGACUGGGCCUAUGGCGUAAAGCACAUCCCCUUCACCUGCACCGUAGAGCUAAGGGACAAAGGCACCUUUGGCUUCUUCCUGCCCUCCAACCAGAUCACGGAAGUGGGCAUCGAAGUCACAGCUGGACUGAAGGCCCUAGUAAACAAGGCCCAGGAAGAGGGCAUUUUCGAUUAAGCUCUGCAAGCAGGGGCUUUUCUAAAUAAAUAUAUAGAUUUAUAUUUAAUCAUUUGAACAUUCCAAA